Gossypium arboreum is the source of this 1535-nucleotide messenger RNA. Its product is annotated as probable amidase At4g34880. NCBI's taxonomy places the organism in Eukaryota, Viridiplantae, Streptophyta, Magnoliopsida, Malvales, Malvaceae. The record is from RefSeq and is a predicted model, not a curated record.
AUGGCUUCCAGUUCUUCUCUAAGAAGCUCUUCCUUGUUCCUAGAAGCGACGAUCAAAGAUAUAAAACAAAGUUUUGAGAGAAACCGACUCACCUCAAGGCAACUUGUCCAGUACUAUCUCAGAGAAAUCGCCAGGCUCAAUGGGCUCCUUAAAGGAAUCAUAGAAGUGAACCCUGAUGCAUUGCUUCAAGCUGAUGCUGCAGAUAAAAAGAAGUGUAAAGUAAAUGGUUCACUGCCUGACUUGCAUGGUAUUCCCAUUUUGCUCAAGGAUAACAUUGCUACAAAAGAUAAGCUGAACACCACGUUUGCAUUGCUCGGGUCAGUCGUGCCCAGAGAUGCAGGGGCAGUGGAGAAACUGAGAAAAGCUGGAGCAAUCAUUCUGGGUAAGGCUAGCUUGAGUGAGUGGGCUAAUUUUAGGUCAACUACUGCACCCAGUGGCUUUAGUCCAAGAGGUGGCCAGGGAAAGAAUCCUUAUGUCUUGUCUGCAACUCCGUGUGGGUCAAGUAGUGGAUCAGCAAUAUCAGUGGCUGCAAACUUGGUAACAGUAUCAUUAGGGACUGAGACUGACGGUUCCAUCCUAUGUCCCUCCAGUUUUAACUCAGUGGUGGGCCUAAAACCUACAGUUGGUCUCACCAGAGCCGGGGUCAUUCCAGUUACUCCAAGACAGGACACCAUUGGGCCUAUCUGCAGGACAGUGUCGGAUGCUGUUUAUGUUCUUGAUGCCAUUGUAGGGUUCGAUUCUAAUGAUGAAGCAACUAGAUAUGCGUCGUACUAUAUCCCACCUGGCGGCUACAAACGAUUCCUUAACCCCUGUGGGCUCAAAGGAAAGAGAUUGGGGAUAGUGAGAAAUCCAUUUUUCAAAAUUGCUCAAGGAUUGGGGUUGGCUCAGACUUUUGAGAACCAUUUACAUACACUAAGGCGACAAGGUGCCAUUGUUGUAGACAAUUUACAAAUAGCCAACAUUGAUGUUAUAUUAAAUGUCACCGCAAGUGGUGAAGCAGUAGCCAUCGUAGCAGAGUUCAAAUUGUCCUUGAACGCCUACCUCAGGGAGUUAGUGGCUUCCUCGGUGCGAUCACUGGCAGAUAUUAUAGCUUUCAACCUGAAAUUCCCUGAUUUGGAAUUGACAGAUAAAAUAGGCCAAGAUAUCUUCUUGGCAGCCCAAGCCACAAAUGGGAUUGGUGCUCAAGAGAAGGCAGCAUUAGCAAAUUUGGAAAAUCUUUCAAAAAAUGGGUUGGAGAAGUUGAUGAGAGAUUACAAGCUAGAUGCAGUGGUGAUCCCAAGGGCAGAUGCUUCUUCUGUUUAUGCAAUUGGAGGGUUCCCAGCAAUUAUUGUCCCAGCUGGAUAUGAUAGCCAAAGGGUGCCUAUUGGCAUUUCAUUUGGGGGACUGAAGGGAUCGGAGGGCAAACUAAUUGAGAUCACAUAUGCCUUUGAGCAAGCUACUAAGAUUAGGAAACCUCCUCCGUUCAAACCUUGAAAAAUCAAAUAGAAAUAUGCCACUUAUUCAACCUAUGAAAUAAACUACUUAUUCUGAAUUAA